AUGAUGGUCACCAACGUCCUCAAGACGUACCAGCAUCAUCUCCACCACAACGACAAGCAGCAUCAGCUCUCGCUUCCCAAGAAGAAGUUCGUCACCUACGCCGUCUACGCGCUCAUCGCCGUCGCGCUCCUCUACCUCUUCGUCGACACAGCAACUCCGCCUGCUGCGGCAUCAUCUACUACCACCAAGCCAUCAUCGCUGGCGGCGAGGCCGCCGUGGAUACAGCAGCUGCCACCGGCGCCGCCGCCGCUAUCGACGAUAUCUCCACCUCCUUACCAAGGACAAGCCGCAGCAGACAACAACGAUGAAACAUUGCUGAUCGUCAGUACGACGACUGCUGCACCGCCGCCGCCGUGCGACUACUCGGACGGCGAGUGGGUGCCGGACGCCCGGACGCCGCUCUACAACGGCACGACCUGCGGCGCCAUCAAGGACGACGGCCGGAGCUGCACGGCGAACGGGCGUGCGGACACGGGGUACGUCUACUGGCGGUGGCAGCCGCGGGCGUGCGACCUCCCGGCCUUCUCCGCGGCCGCCUUCCUGCGCUGGCUCCGCAACCGCCACAUGGCCUUCGUCGGCGACUCGCUGGCGCGCAACCAGGCGGAGUCGCUCGUGUGCUUGCUCUCGUCAGCAUCCCCGCCGGAGCUCGUGCACCGCAGCGCCGACGGCAGGUUCCGGCGCUGGCUGUUCCGCGACCACAACGCCACCGUCUCCAUCUUCUGGUCGCCGUUCCUGCUCAAGGGCGUCGAGAAGUCGGAGCGCGACGGCGUGCGCUACAACCAGGUGUUCCUGGACGCGUUCGACGAGCGCUGGAUGUCGCAGCUCGGCGCCAUCGACGCCGCCGUGCUGUCCGCGGGCCACUGGUUCCGGAUCCCCAGCGUCUACCACGAGGGCGGCAGGGUCGUCGGCUGCCACGGCUGCGACGCGGCGGAGUUCAACCACACCGCUGUCGCCGAGAUCAGCUUCUUCUCCGUGUUCAGGGACGCCGUCAGACGGACGCUCGCCGAGGCCACCCGCUGGCAUCACGAGCAGCAGCACAGCGGCGCCGGCGUGAAGCUGGUGGCGAUGACCACGUUCUCGCCGUCGCACUUCGAGGGGCAGUGGAACGAGGGCGCCCCGUGCAAGAAGAAUGCCGACACGGAGCUGGGGUACAACGAGACGGAGAUGAGGAAGAUCGUCGUGGAGGCGGUGGAGGAAGCGUCGUCGUCGUGCUCGUCCUCGUCCACCAUGCGGUUCGCGGCGGUAGACGUGACGGCGCUGGCCAACCUGCGGCCGGACGGCCACCCGGGCCCGUACAUGCGCAAGAACCCGUUCGCCGCCGGCAACACGGGCGGCCGGCCGGUGCAGCACGACUGCUUGCACUGGUGCAUGCCCGGGCCGGUGGACACGUUUAACCAGAUACUGCUCCAGACCAUCCUCCGCUAG
Miscanthus lutarioriparius is the source of this 1425-nucleotide messenger RNA. The record is from the annotation of a GenBank genome assembly. Lineage: Eukaryota; Viridiplantae; Streptophyta; Magnoliopsida; Poales; Poaceae.